This is a messenger RNA of Sodiomyces alkalinus F11, 2475 nucleotides long. RefSeq names its product Dbl homology domain-containing protein. Gene Ontology annotation, biological process: regulation of GTPase activity. Lineage: Eukaryota; Fungi; Ascomycota; Sordariomycetes; Glomerellales; Plectosphaerellaceae. Gene Ontology annotation, molecular function: guanyl-nucleotide exchange factor activity. The coding region runs from base 39 to 2342 and encodes 767 amino acids. The record is from RefSeq and is a predicted model, not a curated record. Gene Ontology annotation, cellular component: cytoplasm. The transcript has 7 exons.
GCCGAUCCGAGGACAGCGGCUAUGGAGAGCGGUCAACCAUGGCCGAUCGGGCUGCAAUCCAGCGGGCCUUACAGCGCCGUCGCAUUCUCGAGGAGCUCAUUAGCACCGAAGAGGGUUAUAUAGGCGAUGUUCGCUUUCUAAUGAACGUCUAUGUCACCAUCCUCGCUUCUCUGCCCACCUCUCCCACGGGGCUACGGCCAUCUAUCAACCGGAAUCUCACGGAUAUCGUUGAACUGCACGAGGAGAUUCUUGGCGACCUACAUCGGACGGUUCCCAACUCAGAAUACACACAGCCAAUCCCCGUCCUCUCGCCACCGAACUCAUCGACAGGAAUUGGUCAUCGGAGAUGGCGGAGUCUCGAUGCUGUUCCGGAAGACAAGGACACCCAUUCCUGGCUUCAAUACGCUCCCUGCAUAACAUCGGAAGCCCAAGUUGCUGGUGACGUCGCAAAGAUCUUUAGCAGGAAGAUGAGCCGAUUCUUCAUCUACGAAGAGUACGGCGCUAAAUAUGAAAUGAUGGUCAAGGAUGUGGCCUCGGCUCACCACAAACUGCCACAGUGGGAUGCAUAUCAAAGGGGCCUUGAGGCUUUGGCUUCCUCCUUGGGAGCAGCUAGCUAUCACGAAAAUCAGUCCAGGAAAUCAUUGACGAUUGGAGAUCUCCUGGUCAAGCCUAUUCAGAGAAUCUGCAGGUAUCCGCUGGUAUUCGCAGAACUUCUGAGACAUACACCGGUAGAUGACGACCCAAACUGUCACAUGGAGGUUGAAAACGUGUUGCUGCGACUGCGGGAAGCGACGGCAGAGAUCAACAGAGCUACCAACGAUUCUCAAAUGAGAUCAACAUUACAGAGGACUUGGAUUCUUCAGGACCGUCUCAUCUUUGCCAACCAGCGGAUUGAUGCCGCGUCGAAGAAUCGAAUCCGGUCCUUCGGUCAUGUCGAGCUUUGUGGGGCGCUAUAUCUGUGCUGGCAGACCAAAGAAGGGGUCAGGGGCCAGUACAUGGUCUGCAUCCUCUAUCGUGACGUGUUGUGUCUUGCUUCGGCUGGGAAGUUCGAGCAAAUAUACGCAAUCGAAGCUUGUAUCAACCUUGACAGCAUCAAAGUCGAAGAGACGGACAACGGCCGAGGUCUCCAAUGCCACACAGCACCGUUCUCUUGGAAGUUGGUAUUCGAAUGCUAUUCGCAACUCUAUGAAAUAAUCAUGACCGCUUGCACGGCGAAAGAGCAGGACGAGUGGCGCAGCCGCUUAAACCGCCCUAUCAAAGAGGGGCGGCGAGUCACAGAUCCGAACCUCUACAGCUCAUUGACAUUGGGCAUUCAGAGCCUGGGAACUGUGUUUAGCAAGCCAGGUACCAUGGCCCGUCGAAUGGCGAUUCAGCGGGCCACGACCGUAGGAGCCAAGUCCCCGCUCUGCCAGGUCGUUUUGAAGAACACCAGCUUGGCGCGAGACGUUGGCAGCAUAUCGGUCAACUCGCCCCUUAACCGAUCACAGUCGCUCCACAUGAAUAAACGCAUUCCCAUAUUGGCUCCGCACCGAGGGGAACGGACAAGACUUGAAACGCUGUUAUCGGAUGUCUGGAGCCGAGAGGUGCUGCCAUUCCCUGGCAUAACGGGCAGGUUGCGAAGCGAACAUCCGGUUCUAACCACGGCAACGACGAUGAUGCGAAAGCUCAGCGUUACGAACAUUGCCAGUUCCUUGACGAGACGAUCAAAUAGCGUGGCCAGCACGACCAAGUCCUCCGGUAAUGAUGGAAUAGUCCCUGGAGAUGAGAAUCACACUAGGCUGCCGAGCAUAGUAAACGAAAACAGCCCAAACAUGGACGAGGGGCCUUUCGCAGGGGCCAAGCUGGAGCCGGUCUCUAGGUCUACCACUCUGCUUGAGAUUCCAGACGGAUCCGAGAAGAGAAACCCGACCACCACAUCGUCUGGCUUGAUCUUUCAAACAGCCGAAGUGAGCGGACUAGACCGUCGUCAGUGUUCACUUUACAGCCACGGUCAUGGCGAUUCAACACUAGAGGGUAUGCUCCCGGCGGAGGCCAGAGCACUGCGCGGCUCUUCAACAGACCGUGGCUUUCGUUUACGACGCAACAAACAUAACUCAUCGUCUUCGGAAGUCUUGCCCCGCACCUCUGGUAAGAAAAAGAAGAGGCCAACGCAGGGAGCACCGAAGAAACCCAGAUUGAUUCACCGGACAAGCAGCCGGUGGGGGAAGGUAGGCGGGUUGAACAGAGAUACCAUGAUGCGAAGUAUACGUAGUUUCUUUCAUCGGGGACAUGAGAGCCAUUCCAAAGACGCUUGGAAAGCGGGGGUCCAGGAUGGCGGGUCUCCAGUACCUUACACAUUAUGAGCUGAGGUGGAAGAAGUGAAAUAAGAGCGUGAUGAAGUGGUGAGCCUGGAUCGUACGAGUAUGAGAUGCAUCGUAAGUGUUCUUAUUCUGACUUUUGCUUUACUCUGAUGAGGGGCGGAAAGCAGAGGUAGGG